Armigeres subalbatus is the source of this 1773-nucleotide messenger RNA. RefSeq lists its product as uncharacterized. The transcript is spliced from 2 exons. The record is from RefSeq and is a predicted model, not a curated record. Bases 266 to 1609 code for a protein of 447 amino acids. Gene Ontology annotation, biological process: DNA integration. Gene Ontology annotation, molecular function: nucleic acid binding. NCBI's taxonomy places the organism in Eukaryota, Metazoa, Arthropoda, Insecta, Diptera, Culicidae.
UGGAAGAACUUUUACGCUCCGGACCGAUGCUCAAGGUUUCACGUUCAUUUUGAAUAGAUCCCGAGAAAACUCUAAACGGGCACUCAAUCGGGCUGAUGGAUGGGCCCUCAGGUUAAGUCCAUACAAUUUCAACGUUGAAUAUGUGCGUGGGCGUGACAAUAUUGCAGACCCAUCCUCCAGACUGUAUGAUGGCGAUGACGGCCCAUUUAAAGAAGACGACAGCCCAUGGGAAUUAGCUUGCCUCGAAGCUAACGAAAUAAGGUUCAUGACAGAAGAUCAGAUCAGAGAAGCUACAAAAGCUGAUCGUCAACUUCAGGAGGUCAUUGAAUCUCUGGAUUCAGGCGCAUGGCCAAGUCAUAUAAGGAAAUUCAAGGUACUUAAGAACGACUUGAAUAUGCGAGAUGGAAUCCUGACGAAAACUGGAUGUGCAGUAAUUCCAGAAAAUCUGCGACAUAAGACUCUUGCAAUAGCUCACCAAGGACACCCGUCGGUAGCCAAGCUCAAAAGCAUUUUGAGAGAAAGGGUAUGGUGGCCUGGCAUGGUAAAAGACGCGGAGACAUGGGUUAACUCUUGCAAAGUUUGUGCAACAACUGGAAAGCCCGAAAAACCGACACCAAUGCAACGUGUUUUCGCACCAAAAGCAGUGUGGGAAACAAUUGCAAUUGAUUUCAACGGGCCAUAUUCAAAAUUCGGAGGUAUUUCGAUUUUAGUGAUAGUCGAUUAUCGAUCGAGAUAUAUAAUCGCUAAACCGGUGAAGUCUACCAACUUCAUCAACACCAAGCAAGUUCUAGAUACAGUAUUUCAGAAGGAAGGCUUCCCUCAAAGUAUUAAAUCCGACAAUGGACCGCCAUUCAACGGCGAAGAUUACAAAAAAUACUGCAAUGAGCGUGGCAUCAACAUUAUCUUUUCCACUCCAUUACAUCCACAGCAGAAUGGACUAGCUGAGAGUUGCAUGAAGGUAAUUAACAAAGCAAUGACUGCUGCGGCUAUGUGCAACACCAACUAUGCUGAAGAACUGAAUGAAGCCAUUCAUGCAUACAAUGCAGGAGCCCACUCGGUUACCAAGAUACCCCCCGAGGAAGUAAUGAUGGGUAGAAAAAUUAGACGUGGUCUACCACUACUGUGUCCAGGAAAAGCUACAUUCGACGAUGACCAAUUAAAUGAGCGCGAUUACGAAUCGAAACUGCGAGCGAAAGAACGAGAAGAUAGUAGACGUGGUGCCCGCGGAUGUCGCGUCAAGCCAGGCGAUAAAGUUGUAGUUGAGCGAUUAUUGCGCGCUAAGGCGGAACCAAGAUUUGAUCCACAUAAAUUCACGGUUACAGAAGAGAAAAAUGGGAUGUUGAUUCUAAGCGAUGAAGCGGGUCGUACUAUGCGGAGGCAUGUAUCACAAACCCGAAAAGUUUAUGACUGGGAGAAACCUGCGACAUAUAGUAGCUCAUCAGAUAUCGUUAAUGAAAGUGUGCACUCAGAUACGAGUUCUCAUCCAGCACAAGAGCCUCAUUCAGCGGAAGAGGUAUUGUCCCACUGUGAACCCAAAGUUCAACGACCAGCAAGAGAACGGCGAGCGCCGACAUACCUCGAUAGUUACAUACACGCAACUGAAAAGUAAAACGUAACUAGGUAUGAAUUCUAAGCGCAAAAUUUUGAUUUAUAAUUCGAGUAAAUAUCCAUCGUUUAAAUUAGAUAUUAACCUGAGACUACAAAGAGAAAUAUAUCUACUACAAAUGGUUGAAAAAAACAAAAAUAAAAAAAAAUAAAACUUACGCUUCUAAA